AUGAUCAAUACAGCUGAUGCAUCAAUGGAAUUAAUGAUUGCUGAGCCACUUGCUCCUCCAUCUUCAUUAAAAUCUCAUAAUUACUAUCACGAAUCAUCAGGUUAUUCAUCGAAAGAAGCUGACUGUAGUAGUCCAGAAAAUAAAACACAAGAAGUUAAACUAAGAACUUUAACAAAUCGACCAGUUGAAAUUGCUCGUCGACGUCAGAAAAUAUCAACACCAUCAAUAGUGUCAAAUACUAGUUCAUUGACUAUUAAUGAAUCUCUUCCCGUCAUGAUUAUCGAUAAAACAAAUCAUAUUCAGUCGCCAAUCUGUGAUGAACAACUUGAACAUUUUCCUUUAACUAUUUCAACUGAUAAUAAUCGUAUUCCAAUAAAAUCACCUUCCUAUCAAGCAACACUCUUUGCUCGCCGUCAUUUUCAUAUAUAUGACUGUGCACGUGUUUCAUUCUACGAUAAUGUUCCAACUCCACUUGGCUAUUUAAGUGAACCUUUCGUUGUUGAAGAUUGCUCGCCAUUGUCAAUAUCAUCGAAUGAUGAUAAAAUGUUGUCGAUAAAUCAAAAAGAUUCAGGUCUUGAUACAAGUAGUGUUGAACGACACAUAGAUUCAAUUUUACUGACUAAUAAUAUUAAUCGGACAUUAUCUUCGUCGUCAUCAUCAUCGUCAUUGAAUAGUAGUAUAACAAAUACAUCAUCACGUUUACCAACUAGCCGUAAAAUACGUGUUAAGUGGCAUUCAUUUACAAAAACGCAUCGUCCUAGUUUUAAUUCAUCAAAAUAUCAUUUAGGACAAAUGUCUGUCGGACAAUUAUUAGCUCUACGUCGUGCUGCUUUAAUUCGUUUACAAGAAUUAUUUGAUACAACACGAAUAUUAUCAAUGAAUAAAUCUACAUUAGUUAAUAGAACAAUGGCAUCACGGCAAUGUUUACUUGCAACAGCAUUUAGUGUUGUACCAAGAUUAAUUAUUCGACGACAUCAACAACGAAAGGAAGUUCAUCAUGAAAUAAAGAAAUUAGUCUUCGGUGUUUCUCAUCUUUCCAUGACACAACGUACUGGAUAUCCAGUACCAAUUACAAUUAUUUCAGCUAUGAAAUAUUUACGACGUACAUCUAUUGAUAGUGUUGGCAUAUUUCGUAAACCUGGUGUAUCUCAUCGUAUAAAACGUCUUCAUGAUCUAAUAGAAUCCGAUCUUGAAUAUCAUCAAUUCGAUGAUUUUAGUCCAUAUGAUGUAUCCGAUGUAUUAAAACAAUAUUUUCGUUUAUUACCUGAAUGUGUAUUUACAGCCAAAUUAUCUCCAUUAUUUCUUCAUAUAAACAAUCAUUUUUCCAGUGCCGAUAAAGCUUUUAUGAAAAUAAAUAAUGAACGUCGUUUACUAGCUUUACAGUAUGCUAUACUAUUACUGCCGGAUGAAAAUCGUCUUGUUUUGCAUUUACUCUUAUCAUUUUUAAAUGAUGUUUCAAGACAUUCAAAAACAAAUCAAAUGAGUGCAAUCAAUCUGGCAACAUGCUUUGCUCCAACAUUAUUUUCAUUUCAUAGUUAUAAUAAAUUAUCUUCGAACGGUAUGCCCGAUGUAAGAGAAAUUCAAGAACAACGUAAAGCUAUGGAUAUACUUGCAUUUAUGAUAGAUCAUGUUCGUUCAUUAUUUAUUGUACCUGCUGAAUUACAUCAAGCAUGUCAUUUUUCUUAUAUUGAAAUUGGCGAACCAUGUACACUCGAAGAACUAUCACGUCGUAUUACAGACACAGCAAUAACAAGUCCAACUGUAAAUAAAUCUCGUCGUUAUUUAACAAAUAAACGUACAGCACAGCAGCGUGCAAAAGAAAUAAGUACUAUAUCCGCAUCAGAUUCAAUUGGUUCAUUGUCAUCAUCAUCAUCAUUAUCAUCAUGUGAAAAUAUACUUUUAAAUGCUAAUAAUAAUAAUAAUAAUAGUAAUUUAAGAUUAACGAAAACAAAAAUGAAUACAUCGUACCAGAAUUUUAUUGAUCGUUGUAUAAUUGAAGUAAUGCGUGAAUCGUCGUAUACAAAACUAAAAGGAUGGACAUCAUUUGGAAAAAAUAAUGAUUUAGACUUAGCAUUUAAAAAGUUAGAUGAUGGACAUCCACUUGGUUUAUGGAAAUGCUCAAUCGAAAUUGAAGCACCACCUAUUGAAAUUCUUAAUCGACUUUUAAAUGAGCGAAAAUUAUGGGAUGAUGAUUUUCAAUCCGGAAAUAUCAUCGAAAAAUUAAAUCGUAAUACACACGUUUAUCAAUAUACUAUCAAUUCAAUGACGCCUCUAGCAUCUCGAUAUUUUUGUGAAGUACGCAGUUGGAGAACAAAUAUUCAAUUAAAUACUAAUGGUAGCUAUCAAAAUAAAAUAUUAUCAAAAAAUCUUCCAGUUGGUUCAUCAUCAUUGGUUUCAUCAAGCGCCAUAACAUCAUUUAUUUCGACACAAAAUAGUCAACAACGAGAAGCUUGUGUUCUCGUGUGUACAUCUAUUGAACAUCCGAAAGCACGUUGUCCACCUAAGCUUGUUCGUGCAGUUACUUUGGCUUCACGAUAUUUAAUUCAAUCGUAUGGAUGUGGAAAAUCUAAAGUAACACAUUUGAGUCGUGUUGAUUUAAUGGGACGUUCUCAUGAAUGGUACUCAAAAGUCUACGGUUCAAUAUUAACUCGAUCGAUGACGAAACUUCGCGAUUCAUUCGUUCAUAUAAAUACAGGACCAGAAACAAAAGUCUGA
Molecule: messenger RNA, 2715 nt
Organism: Rotaria socialis
Lineage: Eukaryota; Metazoa; Rotifera; Eurotatoria; Philodinida; Philodinidae
Source: the annotation of a GenBank genome assembly